This is a messenger RNA of Camellia sinensis, 957 nucleotides long. The record is from RefSeq and is a predicted model, not a curated record. Lineage: Eukaryota; Viridiplantae; Streptophyta; Magnoliopsida; Ericales; Theaceae.
AUGAAUGCUCUAGGAGUGAAGAAUAUAACAACUUGUUUGAAGGCUACGGUUCAACAUAAGAAAUUGAGGAAGGAAAAACAAAUACCAAUUGAGGAAAAUGACGAUGAUUAUCGACCGUCAGAGGCUGAAGAUGGCAAUGACACUGAAUCCUAUGAUUCGUUUGAGCAUGAGCUGUUAGAGAUACCAUUGGGAGCUCGUUCACAAUCUCAUCAUGAGGAUCAAUUUGAUUUACAAGGAGACCCUGUUGAUAUAGAGAAGGCAAUGAACACAAAAUUUGGUCGGAGAUUGAGUAACCAUACCUAUAGGCUGCACAAACAAUUCAUGGAGUUGAAGGAGGCUAAAGGGGAGGAGUAUGCAAGAAACCACCCACCGAAGAAUGAACAAUCAAAGGCCAACAUCGCGAACAGAAAAAGGAUGUAUACAAAACAUAGAUGUGGUUCUAGGUCAAUCCCUGUUAGAGUAGAAAAACUGGCACGAGAAAAGAAGAUGCUACCUGAUCUAGCAGAGUUGUACAAGGAAACUCACUAUAAUGAGAAAACACAUGAGUGGAUCUCAUCUCAAGCUCAGUGUAAUUAUGAAAAUAUGAUACAGACACAGGCUGAUCACCUCUCACAGCCGGGAUCAAUCCCUUUGACUGCAGAAGAGCUGUCAAUUAAAGUCCUAAAGCCAAGGUCUGGCUAUGUGAAGGGACUUGGCAUGAGACCUUCAUCCUCUAUUAGGAGGACCACUACCAUAUAUGCUGAAACAAAUGAUUAUGUGAAGCAUCUUGAGAUGCAAAUAGAGACACAGAAGGAACAAAUACAAAUGCAGAACAAUAAAAUAGAAGAUCUUGAAGAGGGUAAGAAGAAGCAGGGGGAGAUAAUGGCUGAUGUUGUCAACUUUUUGAGGACCAAAGGAUUCACUGGACACUUUGGAAGUGGAAGGGACUCAUCCACAAGUGGACAUACUUCUUGGUAA